Messenger RNA from Moesziomyces aphidis, 1716 nucleotides. The record is from the annotation of a GenBank genome assembly. NCBI's taxonomy places the organism in Eukaryota, Fungi, Basidiomycota, Ustilaginomycetes, Ustilaginales, Ustilaginaceae.
AUGCCUGCACCCGGAGCCACCAUGCGUCUCCGCUUACGCGCAGAUAUCGGAGCUCCGCUACACACGGCGCUCUCCUCGAAACGAUCCGCAGAUUGUGCCGAUCCCAGCUUCCCGCUCAAGCCCUUCCCAUCGACGUCGUUCCCAUUUAGGCCGGUUUGGCUCCCAGCUCCGCAAUCGCCAUACAGUGCUUUCUCCUUACGAUCCAGCGGCAUCCUCUCUUUCGACACCCUCCAUCACCCAACAUCCCUUAGCGGCCUUUUCCUUUUCACAGCGUGCCGGCGCUAUAAGUAUCCCAAUCUUGUACCGGCGGUGCGCCCCUUCGCAUGCCGUCUUGAACCACGCUCGACAAUCUCGCUGGGACGAGCGGUUUGGGUCGACAUGCGUUGCCUCGCCCAGCUGCUCCUCUUGCUGGUAGCAACCACCAUCACCUUGACCACAACCGCAAACGCUUGGGACUGGCUUCCUGCCACCGACAAGAAUCGCACGCUCGACACCACUUUUGUCGUCAAGGCCGCGCCACCCUCGUCCUACAAUGGCCCCAUCCUCACAACGGCACAGCAGCAGGGCCUCAAUGCAACCGACUUUUACUUGUACAACUACAUCACCACCGGCUACAAUGCCACCAAGAUUCAGCGCGCCGUCAUCAUGCUUCACGGCCUUGGUCGCGAUGCAUGGUCCUACUUCGACCAGACCCACGUGGCCUUGCUCAAUGCAACCUCGCGCAAGGAACGCACCACCCACCAAUCGCGUCUGCGCGCCGACGAGGUCGUCAUCAUGGCUCCCAUCUUUUUGAACCAGCAGGAUCCAGGCUGCUAUCCCGUCGAUGCCAACAAGCAGCCCAACUCGACCGCACUCGUGUGGAACGAUAGCGACUGGGCCGAAGGUGCCGACUCGAUCUAUCCUGCCACCGUCAAUGACGCGCAGGGCAUUCCAUUCGCUGCGCCGGGGGUGUCAUCGUUCGAAGCUCUCGAUAUGGCCGUGGGACGAUUCGCCAACAAGACGCUCUUCCCUAACCUCAACACGAUCAUCGUCGCAGGGCACAGUCUGGGCGCGCAGAUGGUACAGAGGUAUGCACUGAUCGGUGCGGUACCCUCCGGGACGGUGCCUGUGCACUUUGUCGUGGCCAACCCGGGCUCGUAUGCCUAUCUGACAGAGUGGAGACCGCGAUCGUACGACAACUGCACGGACACCUUCAACGACUGGAAGUUUGGCCUCAAUGCAUACUCGCAGUCGUAUCUGUCCGACUUUAUCACCGACUCUCUCGACUCCACCAAUGAUGUGGAGAGUGUCGUACAGAGGUAUCGCCGACGUAUUGUGUCGUACCUCUUUGGUUUGGCGGAUCACGGCAAAGGCGAUACGAGGUGUGAAGCGCUAGCGCAGGGAACUACGCAUUUGGGACGAGGCAGAAACUUUGUCAAGCACCUCACCGACAUGGACGGAGGAUUUCCGGCCGCUCAUACGGUCAACUACAUCCCCAAUGUCUCGCAUGAUGGCUUGGGCAUGUUUACGAGCCAAGCGGGUCUGGAGAGGCUGUUCUUUAUCAACUUGAACGGUACAGAGACUCCGACGGCGGUAGGGGACGAUGAUCAGAGCGCCGCAAAUUGGCAGCAGGCCAAGAAGAGCGCUCAGCACAGCGCGUCGAGCGCUGCGAGCGAGAGGGCGAGAUUGGUGGCGGUCGGUGUGGUUGCGGUGGUUGUGGCCGUGGUGCUGCUGUAG